Molecule: messenger RNA, 2966 nt
Organism: Dichomitus squalens LYAD-421 SS1
Lineage: Eukaryota; Fungi; Basidiomycota; Agaricomycetes; Polyporales; Polyporaceae
Exons: 14
Coding region: 393-2573 (726 amino acids)
Biological process (GO): DNA-templated transcription; regulation of DNA-templated transcription
Cellular component (GO): nucleus
Molecular function (GO): zinc ion binding; DNA binding; DNA-binding transcription factor activity, RNA polymerase II-specific
Source: RefSeq, a predicted model, not a curated record
GCUCGUCAUUCCGACCAUCGCCCUCUUAGCUCGGCACACAUCCCGCGUCCUUAACGCACGGCACGGCAGCCAAGGCGACGGGGUGGUGACAUCGUGCGGACCUUGGAACUGGACUGCUGCCAGUAGCUUUGCAAUAAGCGUGUACCUUCCCAGGCAAGCGGGAGAGUGUGACAAGGAGAGGGCAUCAAAGACGCUUCAUCCCUUCAUACAUAUUUCCGCGCGUGGCGAGAAGCCCCUCUCCCUCGUUCCUCGACGAGCGCCGUCUUAGGCUCUGCCGCGGAAAAUCACUCGAGGCCCAUCCCUUCAUUCCAGGACUCGGCACCAGCCUUAGCGUCCGACUACACCCUUCUUCACUUGCACCACCGGCGCGCAAGACAUUUGAUCACGCCGGAAUGCCCAAGGCACCCCCAACCUCCGCGCGCCCGGCGUUGCGCAGGAACCAGGCGUGUCUCUCAUGCAGGAAGAGGAAGCUCAAAUGCGACGCCUCUCGCCCCCAUUGUGGAACAUGCGUUAAGCAGUGGCAAUCGCUCAUCAGUGUCCCGCCUCCUGUGGGCUACGCCCACCCAACCGAGCCGCAAUGCUCAUAUGAUCCUGUCGAGGGCCUGCCUAUGGCGGCUAAUGUCGACCCUACUGAGCGCAUACGGCUGCUCGAAGAGCAAAUAUCACAACUCAAAUCUCAGUUGAAUGACCAGAGGAACUUCGACUCCCGUUCCGCAUCCCCCUCACGACAUGCACAUGCCCGCAACCACUUUACGACCAGCUCGUCGUACGGUGGACAGUCUGACAGCAGUAGCCCAGCUGCGGGCGGAAUCGUACUUCCUCAUGUCUCUCUAGAUGUACUUCAGGAUCUCUCUCCGCGGAGCAGUGGUUCGCAUCCCCGCGGCUCGACAGGUAGCCCUGAAUUGAGGCAAGGCACCCAUCACAACCAGGCCGUGCCAGAUCCUCUCAUGGACGUUCUAUUCUCGGGGUGGGAUCCUGAUCUCCCUGACCCAGACACACUCGACCACUACAUUGAUGUCUUCUUCAACUGUGACCCGUGCGGUUCACGCGUGCUUCACCGGCCUUCAUUUCUGGCAUCUAUGCAUUUGCACCCGAAGGAUGACAACUACCCUCACCCCGCUAUUCUGCAUGCAAUAUGCGCUUCGGCUUCCCGAUGGACAUCGCAAGAUAUAGUGACGUUGCCUGACGGCACCCGACGCGACAAAUUUGCAGAGCUCCACGUCAGCAAAACGAGGGCGUACAUUGAUCGGACGAUGGCGACUGGCGUGGACAUCUUUGCUGUCAUGCAAGCGUGCAUCAUUCUCUCAUGGUACUUCUACCAGGAGGGACGGUGGGUCGAGGUGUGGAUUUUCGCGGGCUUCCAGACGCGCGCAGCCGUGCCUUUACGGCUGAACUAUCCCGGUACCUUCUCCGCUAUCGGAGCGGCGUCACCAGGCGCGUAUCUCGCACCUCCUCGAGACUUCAAGGACCUGGAGUCGAGGCGGCGGACAUGGUGGAUGACCAUCAUGUUCGACCGCAUUGCGUCCGUCGGCGGCUGGGUGCAUGGGGUGGACGAACGCGACAUAGGGACGGAGUUGCCUCUCCGUCGUGUGGACUUUGAGACGGACGCGAAUGUCCCUCACAACCCCCAGGAUCUGUUCUCAGAAGACAUGUUCACACAGCAUCCGCCGCAGUACACUGAUUCAUUCAUCCUAUUCCUCAAAGGUGUCAUGAUGUUCGGCAGGGUAACGGACUACAACACGCGCAGCAACCUCCGGGCCAACAUACCUCCAUCUAAAAACCAGAAUCCCUUCGCGCUACCUGGGUUUGAAGAGCUCGACCGACUAGUAGCGCAGGACUUCCUGCAAAGUUUCCCACAAGAGUUCAAGCACCUCGGCGUGACCGACGACGGCAGCUCCCUUGACACCGAUCUGUAUAUGGCCCACGUCGUCCCUCACGCUGCGAUCAUCACCCUACAUAACCCAUAUCUCAACUUCUCCGACCCGAGGAGUGUUUCGACAAGCCGAUGUCUCAACGCCACCCGUGCCAUCCUGGCAGCUUACUAUCGCCUGUCAGAAACCUCGCUCGACAUCACUCGAUUGCAUCCGUUCGUGACGAUAUGCUGGUAUCUGGCUGCUGUUGUCCAAACACAGCUAUGCAAGUACUUCAUCGAAAUUGGAGAUACCGCAAGGGAGCAGACGGUGUGGGGAGAGAUCAACGCGCUUCGUUUCGCGAUGCUCACCUAUGGGAGCCGGUCGCCCAUCGGCACCCGACAAGAGAAGCUCCUACAAGGUCUCAUGACGGAGAUCGUGCGGAUGACAAGUCAAAUGCAGCCGCUCGAGGUCGGCGUCCCGCUCUACCCCUUCUCCCAUGCUGGCGUUUUCGCCAAGGGGACCCUGGCGCCAGACCCCACCGCCGCUCCGUUGCCUGAUGUUAUGCAGUACCCGGAGGCCUCCGAGUCACCAACGGGCUUGGCCGGCAUGACGGGGAACAUAACCUCGGCGUCCUCACCCUCCUCGCUUGCCAGCUGGACGUCCCCUACCAUCCGGUCUCGCCCGUACUCGCACUCGGUCUCGACGGGAUUUUCCCAAUGACGUCGUCGUGAUCCGUCUCCUCAUGUUUUACGCUCAACCUUCACGUUCCCCUUCGUUGCGCUUUCGGGGCUGGCUAUGGAACAAUCGGACUGUUGAUCGCGCGAGUCGGCCGGCGUCCGGGGCGUGUCUCACGGACGCGCGGUGGACGGACGCUUUGUGAUUGCUGUGGACUGGUUCGUUGCUGUGGAACAAUUGUACAACCGACGGUGUUCAUCUCUAUUUUACUCGUGUAUCCCUUCUUCUGUUAUACUCUCAGGUUUCCUCCCUAGCUAUUCGCGGUGCUGCGGUUGGUGGAACGGUUCUGCAUCAGCGUGUAUCGUGUGUAUGGAAUUUUGUAGCUAGUUAGGUAGAGAUUACGGGCAGCAAUUGCUUUGCUAAUAGACAACCUCAUCC